Molecule: messenger RNA, 555 nt
Organism: Guillardia theta CCMP2712
Lineage: Eukaryota; Cryptophyceae; Pyrenomonadales; Geminigeraceae
Product: large subunit ribosomal protein P2_3, cytoplasmic type
Exons: 4
Coding region: 1-555 (184 amino acids)
Biological process (GO): cytoplasmic translational elongation
Cellular component (GO): cytosolic large ribosomal subunit; ribosome
Molecular function (GO): structural constituent of ribosome
Source: RefSeq, a predicted model, not a curated record
AUGCAAAGAUAUUUGUUCGCUCUUUUGGUAUUGGUAUGCUUUCAACAGUUGUGGGCGCAGCCAAUCAAGCAAACUCUCCUGCUUCGAAAUGAAUACAUUCAUCGGGCUGCACCUGGUGGCAUCAUCAACAGUGGCAUGCAGAGCUCGAAUGUUAUGCGAUUGCGUGGUGGAAUGGAUCAGAUGGCAGCAUAUCUGCUAUGCAGAAUGGGUGGAAACGAUACCCCGACAUUCGAGGAUGUCACAAAAGUGCUCAAUUCAGUGAAUGCCAAAGUUGAGGAAGACAGAAUCAACCAUCUUGUCAAGGAGUUAAAUGGAAAAGACAUUCAAGAACUCCUCGAAAAGGCCAGAAAGGAGGCUUUGGAGAACGAUAAGAUUGACCAGUAUCUUGCCCAGCAGGGAGGGGGCGGUGGAGCGUCUCAAGCUCCGCAAGGUGCUGAUGCAGGAACCAAACCUGCAGACAAGGCCGAUGCAAAGACCAAGGCAAAGGGAGCUGAGAAAAAGGAGUCUUCCAGCGACUCGCUUGACGGCGACAUGGGAUUCGGUUUGUUUGACUAG